Messenger RNA from Anisakis simplex (herring worm), 966 nucleotides. The record is from the annotation of a GenBank genome assembly. Lineage: Eukaryota; Metazoa; Nematoda; Chromadorea; Rhabditida; Anisakidae.
AUGGCCGUAUCCGGUGUAAUUUUACCGAUAGUUGGUUUGAUUGGGUUAUGCGGCAAUUUUUUGGUGGUGAUGGUAUAUGGAAGUGCUGAGCAACGCAUAAACUCCACGAGUGUAUAUCUGGCCGCAUUGGCAGCAUCGGACUUUUUGAUGAUUUGUACAGCAUUGGUUUUGUAUGUGCUAGAAGCAUGGCGAUAUCACGGACCGCCUGUGAUCGCUACUGUCUACGGUCGUACAGCUCCUUAUGUAUUUCCGCUGAGCACCAUUCUACAAACGACGUCUGUUUAUUUUUGUGUUGCGGCUGCCGCAGAUUGUUUCAUCGCGGUUGUCUUACCAAACAGAUUCAAGAAUUCGUAUUGCACAGCAAGGUGUGCCAAAUUAACAGUGUGUUGCAUAGCAGUCAUGUCGAUAUUGUAUAAUGUCCCGCAUUGGUUUGAACUGGCAUCAAUUGACUGUUUGGAUGAACGAUAUAACUUGUCGCUAUCUGUGCAGAUUUGUCCGACUGAAUUGCGCAAUAAUGAGCUAUAUUAUCAAUUGUAUUAUACGUAUAUGUACACAAUAUUCAUGGCAGUUGGUCCGUUGCUGCUAAUCGUCAUAUUGAAUAUUUGUGUGGUCAGGGCUGUGCUCAAGAUUGGCGCUUCGGAGGACUCCGAUACAGUGAGCUUAAUUCUAGUGGUAUUUAUGUUUAUUAUCUGUAAUGCUGCUGCGUUGUUGGUGAACUUCAUCGAAAUGCUUUUCGCUGAAAAGAUAUAUCAUAUAUUGGUGUAUUUGGUGGAUAUGUCGAACCUAUUGGUUGUCGUCAAUUGUACUGGAAAUUUUUUUUGUUAUUUCUUUUUCGGCAAUAGUUUUCGGAGAACUCUGAAGCAGAUUUUGUUCGGCAAACGCACCGGCAAGCUGGACAAUCAUCGACUGUGGGCAGCUUCGCAUCCUGAAACGUAUAUUGUCAGACGGCUGUCACCAAUCAAAUAA